Messenger RNA from Amoebophrya sp. A120, 7021 nucleotides. The record is from the annotation of a GenBank genome assembly. Lineage: Eukaryota; Dinophyceae; Syndiniales; Amoebophryaceae.
UUUUUUCGCUUACAUUUUCCAUCUCUAUGUAUCUGAACACCUUUUGCCUUUUGCAAGCCUGCAGAGGAUGUGGAGGGAGUCCUCUGCUCACAAGACAUGCAGGAAUUCACUUUUGAUUUGAUACAUUUUCGUUUUUGAGUCAAACAAAAGCUUAAAAAUGGACAUGGAUUACCGGGACGACGAUUUGCUGGAGUCGCAGCCAUAUAAUGAAGACGUGUUGCUUCAAUCGCGAGCUUCAGACGCGUUGUUGCAGUCUUCCAACUAUACGCCCAGAUCCAGUGCGAGUAAGCGUAGCGAGCAUUCGCAAAAAAUAAGCGCCAAAGCUGCUGCGUUGGGCGGGACUAAAACUCGCGUACCGGGUGGCGUGGCUGCAAAGGCUGGAGCCAGCACGAUGAAGUCGAAACCAAAGUCCAUGAGCAAGCCCACUUGGGAUGGCUCGAAAAAAGUCGUCAAAGCGAACCCGAAAUCCGGAACCAGAAGUGCCCGCCUGCCGCCGGUGCGGGUGGACGAGGAGGCGCUGCUGGAACGAGUUCGGAAUAUCACCGCGUCCAAGCAGAUCAGACUUGAAGAAUUCCGCGCGGAGAAGAAGGCAAACCGAAUUCAGGCGGUUAUCAACCGGUUGAGCGGGGGGUUACGGACCAACUCGACCACGGGGGCUGCUGCAUCGAUGAAUAAGGGCGUUUCAUCCUCCACCUCCACGAAGCCAACGUCGCCGCGGAGCACGUCGAAGACUAGCGUGGCACCGCAAACCGCAACGAGCAGUGUGGAUUUGAAAUCUCUGGUCACGAGGCUGACGGCCUCGCAGAAGUUUGCCGCGAAGAGUUCCACUUCGGCCGGCGUGACUGCGACCAGCAGUGUGUCAUCGACUCGCGGUGACGUUUCGCCGAAAAAUCUGGUAGCACCGAGUAGUUCCUCUUCUACUUCUCGCGUGCUGUCUGCCUCCGCCAAGGCCGCGGCAGCAAAGAGCGCGAGUCCGGCGUACUUGCUCCGCGCGAAGGCGAGCCGAAUGGCCGCCGGCGCGAGCGUCAUUCCGUCGAAAAGUUCGAGCGUGUCACCUAAGAGAGCAGGUGCUCCUGCGAGCGGCUCUACUUCUGCCGGGCCGUCCUCCCGCCUGACAAUGCUCACCGCUACUGCGAAAGCCAGGGUGCAGCUGAAGUCCCCUCUGUACACGAAGAAAGGCGGGAAUAGUUCUAGUGCCACCCCGAAAGUCGUCCGGUCGCAGAGUCCAGUGGCCGCGGCGAUUCAAAAGCUGAACAUGGCGGCUGCCCGGGUGAACGAAGAGCGCCGGCGGAGUGUGAACACGGGCUCGUUGACGCCUUCCGAGGCACCAAACGCCGGUCCGCUGUCAAAUGCCGCGGCCUCGUCGAAGUCCACCGUUCGGUCGGGGCGCGGUCGGUCCACACCGCGCAGCUACGCCAGCGAAAGGAUGCAGGCGGACGCAGGAGCCGCGCAGCAGGAGCUGCAGUCGUCCCGUGGACAGUCGCGGACCCCUAGGUCCAUCCGGAGUUCGGGCUCCUCGCGGUCGUCGCCGCGGUCGCUGUCGCAGGGGGCGAGCCCGCUCCCGAAAAACGUUUCCCCGAAGGUCCGACUGCCGCUGCCGUCCUCGUCCGCAGCGUCGUCCGGUGAGGAAACACAAGUCACGGUGACCAUGAACACCGCCCGGCAGGCCCAGGCAGAACAGGAAAGAAGUCUGCUGCAGCAACAAGAAGAAAUAAACACCGCCUCGAUUCUUGGCAGCACUACUUCUAAUGUUGUUCUCGAUGCGAAAGCUCGUAAAGAAAACAUUAGCCACCAGACUUUCACGACGUCCUCCGCUGCCUCGCCACGUGUGGCUCCGGAGGGAGAGCAGAACAUUACACCGGGAAGCACCUAUCGACAGGUUCUGUCCCCGAUCGCUAGUGUUGGGGAACCGACGUCGUCCUCUCCGCAUUCGUCGCCGCAGACGGAGCCCAGGUCAAGUCAGACGGACGGAAAGUCGGAAAAGUCGGAGAAGUCGCUCGCCUCUGCGAAAAGUAAAAAGCGACCUUCCGAGCGUGCGUUGACCAGUGACGACCUGCGGUUGCUGGGUUUAGGGGACGAGGAGGCAACGCGAUUGUUGUCCGAUUCCCGCACGCUGUCGCGCGAUAUUCUGGGCAUGAUUGCCGAGCGCCGGUCGCAGCUUUUGGCCGCUCCGGGCACCAAGUCCGGUUCUUCCGCCUCGUCGGACAUCGGGUCGGACCAGAUGAAGCGGUCUGUGGAUGAUGUGGUACUUAAUGAUUCGGUUUUUUGCUUGUUUUGCCAUCUGAUCAUGUUUCGUAAUAUCGUGUUAGAAUAGUUCUUGAAGUUUGUCGACCGUAUCAUGUAGAAGCUCACAAAAACCAACAAUCAUGUUGAUAUUCUACCUCGACAGAACGUCCGCGACGGUCUUGGUUCCAGCCAGUUUGCCGAUGAUCCGUUGAGCGCUUCCGUAGCCAGGCGACUUUCCGGAUCGCAGCCGCCUCCGACCUCUCGUCGACAGAAAGCGGAUUCCGUGUCCAUCACCCCCAGCUCUUCGAAGGGCGGGCGGAGCUCGGAGGAUUCCGACCGCGACGAGAAGAAGCGAAUGUCCCGGCGCGAGUCCGACCGAAUGGAAAUUCGCAUGGAGUUCGAAACCAAACUAGCGCAGCAACAGAUGGAGUACAUGAAAGAGCUGCAGGUGCGGGAGGAAGACAUCCAGCGGCUGACAUCCUUGGAGCAGAAGAUCCGCAAGGAGCGUGAGGACUUUUUGAUUGACCUGCAUGAAAAGAAGCAGGAACUCGAAAAGCGGGAACAGGAGAUCAGCGUUACGCGGGCGAACGAGGAAGCCAGGUAGAUAGAGCCUUUAUCUUUUCGACAAUGCCGAUGCGAUUUUUCCUUAACCUUAUCGCAAAUCUUUUGUGCAAUUUCGUUUAUCAUGUUUCCUGAAGAAAGUUUUACCGCACAUUCCUUAACAGGCUGCGUCAACUUGCGGAGGACCUUGCGUCGCAGAAGCAAGCGGAUGCGAAGCGCGCAUACGAAAAGGAGCUGCAAGAGGCCACCGAGAAGAUGGAGCGUGAGCGGGUGCAGUUCGAAAAGGAGCGCGAGGAGCAUGAGCAAGCGUUACGGACGCAGCGCUCGCACCUCGAGGCCCAGCGCGCGGAAUGGAGCCAGCUACGCCAGGAGUUUGCGCAGCAGUCGGCGGAGGCUCGCAAUGAGGCGCAGCAGAAAUUUGAGGAGCAGCUGCAACAAACCCGAGCCUCGUUGGAGGCUCAGACCGCUGCCGAAGUGGCUGCGGAAAAGGGGCGCUUGGCUGAGGAGCGUGCGCGUCUCGAGGCUCAGCAGCAGCAGGUCGAACGUGCAUCCGCAGCGCGGAACGCCGAGCAGACGCAGAAACUGCAGGAAGACCUGGCCGAGCUGCAGCGCCGACAGAAAGCGCACGAGGACCGACUUGAGCAGGAGCGGGUCGCCUGGGAAAACGCGCGCGCCAUGCAGGAAGAGAACCUGCGCCAGGAGCGACGGCUGCUGGAUGAGCGCCAGCGCGAGCAGGAAGCGCGGGAGCAUUCGCUGGCUCGCAAGCUCGCGGAGGAACAAGCUAAGUUCGAAUCCGAGGAGCGGCGCAAGAUGGAGGCCGACUUGCGGAGGGAAAUUCAGGAGCAACAAGCCCAAAUGGCCGCCCGCAUCCGCGAAGCGAAGGCGGAGGCCGAAGCCGCGGCCGCUCGCGCGAUCGAAGCCGAGCGCGAGCGCGUGGCGAACAUCGCUGCUGAGGAGACCGCUCGGAAAGUCGCCGAGGAAGCGGAGCGCGCCGAGCGAGAACUGGCGGCGAAGGUCCAGGAGGACGCGGCAGCACGGCUGGAACUCGAGCGCGAGCAGCGGCUCCGCGAACAGCAGUACGCGCAGCAGCAGCGCGAAAUCGAGGACGCGCGGGUUGCGGCGGAGGAACACGCACGCCAACUCGCCGAGGAGAAAGCCAGCUUGGAGCAGGAGCUCGAAGACCGGCUCGCGGGCGAGGUCAUGCGCCGUGCUGAACUGCAGGCCGAAGCGAAUUCCCGUGCGCGCGACGCUGAACUGCGAGCACAGCGGGAGUUCGAGGAGGAGCGCAAGCGCCUGCAGCGCGAGAACGACAGCAGUUUGACGGAAGCUCACCGCGAGGCCGAGGAGGAGAAGAACAGCAUGCAGCGGAAACUUUCGAAAGCGGAGCGAGAGCGCCAGGCUGCGUUGGCCGAACAGGCCCGCAUCGCGCAAGAGGCGCAAGAACGGGCGGAGCAAGCGCAGCUGGCGCUCCAGCGCGAAAAAGAGCAGCGGCUGCAACUGGAGCAGGACAGGGAGAAGCUUGCUGCAAAAGCCGCCAAAAUCGCAUCGGUUUCCUCGACGCCGAAGUCUGCUUCGCCGGCAACCUCCAAAGAAGCGGCCUCGCGCCCGAGCGUGGCGGUCUUCGGGGGCGCGCACGUUUUGCCAACUUCCAAGGGUCGCGACUCGUCCAAAACGAACUCCUCGUCAGACGAAUACAACGAGCGGAGCUCGGCGGGGAACACGGAGCAGCACGCGGUUGAUUUGGUCAACCCUGACCUAUUUCCGGUCGACCCGGCGGAUCACGACCUGGUGCACGAACUGAUGUCCAAGCGGUACAGCUCCAACGGCUCCCCCCGCGGACGGCACCGAUCGAAGGACGACGACGAACUGAGCUCGUCCCCGAGCCAGCACAUGCGCGGCGUCAUGCACUCGCGAUUCGACAAGACCGGCGACCAAAGCGUCGGGACAUCCAGGUUUCCGUCCGUCUCCUUGUCGAAGAAGACCCAGGAUGACGUUCUGAUGCAAUCGCAGUAUUCCGCUCGCGCACACACGCAGGAACCACUUGUUGACUCAAGUGUUGCAGCUUCGGCUGAAGUAGUCGCACAGCAGUCGGAGCAGCAGGUUGACCUUACCACCAGCAGCAUUGCGGAAGUCGGUGACUACCACGAAAAAGAAGGCUCCAAGAGGUCCGAGGGCUCCGCCGAUUUGCAUGUCUCUUCUGGCAUUUCCUCAGAAGAAGCUGGAACAGCAACCGCGGAACAGCAGGCAGUUCUUACCGAGAACAACCGCAGCUCGCUUGCUGCUGCAGCUGAUGCCUUAAUGGGCACGGUUCCGACCGACAUUGAGAAUGUCGCAGUUUUGCAGCACACCACGACCGGGUCGGAAGCAGCGGCUCCAAGCCAGGCCAGCAGCCCGGCACGGAACGCGCCACUGGAGCCGGAGGGCGAGCCGGAGCAAUCGGCGUCAGGCUCCGCGGCGGGCGACGAUGUGCAAUCUCCCGGAUCGCUCUCUGACAUCAUGGUCUCUUCCUUGGCGGCCUUCUCCUCGUUUGGAUUCGGUGGCACGCCCGUUUCGUCCCAACAACAAGAUAAAACCAAAGACGAGGAGGAGAAAGCUGGUUCCACCACCUCUGGUGCAACUGCCCCGGUAGAAGCUGUUGGUAAUACCGAUUUCCUGCCCGACUACGAGCUAAAGAAGGCUUCGAAGUCUAAGGCGAGCGACGGGGGCAUUGACCGCAUGCCGGAAGCCGACGAGGAGAAGGAGCGGGAGUUGUCCCACACCUCCAUUGCGAUCGACGAAUCCCUGCACCCCGACUUCCAGCCGUACAGUGGGCGCGACCUGCAGGAACCAGAAGAGGAUCCGACGUUCAUUGCGGCGGCAAGGCAGAGCAUCGACAUGCUGGUGGACCACUUUGCGAGUCUGUUCGUCACCCGCCCGCCGACACAGUCCACGCUGGUGUCCACGCGCCGGCAACAACAACAUCCGAGCAAGCAGUCGGAGGGCGAGCAGGCGUCUCCGAGAGGAGCUGGGGCGGACUUCUACAAUGUCAAUGAAGCCGACGACAUCGAGAAGCAGACGAAACUGGCGCACGCGCACCAGUCGAAGCAGGAACAAACUUACGGUGCGUUGGACCGCUCCUGGUCUGCGUCCUCGUCCGGUCGCCAGCUGGAGGCCGAGAUGCAAAUCGCGCACCUGGAAAACCAACGGCAUCUGGCGGAAGAGCGGGCGUCGCGUUCCGCGUUCAUCCGCCGAAUUUUGAUUGUCAUUGUCAUGAUUCUCGUCAUCGCGGUUUUAACCCUAAUCCCCUUCGCCGUCAAGGGCUGCAUCACGGAUGCGGGGGCGAAAAGCACCAGCACGGUCGCCCUGCGCGGAGGAACCGAGACGAUGCUGGCUGCCGACGAAACGGAGGAAGGCCUUGCCGACAGUGCCGCUUCCUCGUCGUCGUCGUUUGUCGCAACGGUCGCAGCGAAGGCGACGAAGCGAGCACUUUUUAGUGUUGUGUAACCUAAAGAGGAGACUUGUUUUGCAGCUUUGUAGUGUCAGUAGUCGUGUGUAGUGAUGAUGAAGAACGAAGCGCUUGUUCUUCCGGAGCACGACGAAAAAAGUACAAACGACAGCGAAGCAAUUCCUCGUUCACAACCAUACCUUUUGAAUUCUUCACCUUUAGGCUGAGGAAGAUACAUCGAGAUGGAGAUUUUUUGCUCUCCUCUAAAAUCUUCACACUUGAUACCAACAUCCCAUGUACAUUUUAUUUGGACGAGGUGGGUUUACGAGAUGUGUCCGUUCUACUCGUUGUAGGUCAUGUCCUAGUAAAACGCACUUGAUAACCUUGUUUUUUACGCAUCACAAUAUCUGUAUUUACCACGCACUGAAAUGUAUCUUGUCCCAAAGUAUUUUUUGUUUUGUUCUCAGAAGGAGGAGUACCGGGUAGCAAGAAAAUCUGCCACAAUUAGAGAGCAAAUAGCGCUAUAUCCAUAUUCACAUAGUUCCGGGAGUGUUGUAGUAAGUGUGUUUACGUGUUUACGUUUAUUCCUUUCCAUGGACACGGGCGAAAAGAUGAAGGCUCCUGUAGGUGGCUUGAUUCUAGUUUUUAAGAUUCAACAUCUGGAUCUUCUUGAUGGGCUUUACCAUGAGCUUCCUAGCGAUGCCAACCAACAGAGGCUAUUGGCGAAAGCCAGGCAGACUAGAGGACUGAACAUUGCUAGGCGACGAAAAGGGGAACGCACUCACACACACGUAAGGACAAGAGGAAAAU